Messenger RNA from Cuscuta campestris, 648 nucleotides. Lineage: Eukaryota; Viridiplantae; Streptophyta; Magnoliopsida; Solanales; Convolvulaceae. The record is from the annotation of a GenBank genome assembly.
ACUACCCAAACAAGUGGACGGCGGCCUUUUUCAGAUCUUAUCCAUCCAACCAAAACCCGGUUUCUUGAGUCCUUCGAUGCCACAGCUGUUCGGGCGCAAUAAUUCAAAUUACAGUUUAAUCCGCCGCGAAAAUGGAGCUCCAUGGGCACAGAGGUUCAAACCCUAAAGCGGCGCUUUCUUCAAUCUUAAACAAGAAGCAGAAGCUUCAAGAAGAGCUCCGGAAGGUUGAGAAACAGGUAUAUGACUUAGAGACAAGUUAUCUGCAAGAAAGUGGAACCUUUGGGAAUGCAUUAAGAGGCUUUGAAGGGUUUCUAUCUUCCUCAAAUAAAAAUUCAAACCUGAAGAGAUCAAGAAAAUUUCAACUUGAAGAUAGAUUAUUUUCGCUCUCCUCAGUGACUUCACCUGCGGCUGAAGAACUUGGACUGAGACGAGAAGAUGGAAAACUGGAUCACAGCCAAGGUCGUUCCAAGGCUGGAGGCAUAACAAUAAAUGGACCGUAAGUGCAUCAUUCAUUCAUUCGUGAAUAUCUCGAAUUACAUAUUACUUGGAAAUAUUACAGCCCCCCAAGCAUGCCCCCACACUUCUUUCCUUCAUGCUUUCAGUGGCAUAAGCAUGUUGCCUAUGCCUGAACAAAAAGGAGUUGGGGGC